AUGUCGCCUAGCCCAGAGAAGUCCAAACCAACAGCAGGUGAUCCCAAGCAGAGGCAGAAGUCGCCUAGCCCGGAGAAGUCCAAACCAACAGCAGGUGAUCCCAAGCAGAGGCAGAAGUCGGCUAGCCCGGAGAAGUCCAAACCAACAGCAGGUGAUCCCAAGCAGAGGCAGAAGUCGGCUAGCCCGGAGAAGUCAAGAGCAGCAGCAGGUGAUCGCAAGCAGAGGCAGAAGUCGGCUAGCCCGGAGAAGUCAAGAGCAGCAUCAGGUGAUCGCAAGCAGAGGCAGAAGUCGCCUAGCCCGGAGAAGUCAAGAUCAGCAGCAGGUGAUCGCAAUGAGAAGUCGCGCAGCCCUGUGCGGUCCAGAGUGCCAGUCAAGCAAGAGGACAUGUCUGACACGGUGGCAGCGUGCAUGGAUGCAUUCCUGGGCGAGGUCAAGUUGAGCUCGGUGAAGAAGCGCAUGGCCCGGAUGUUCGCGCCACGGGCGGACGGAACAUUUUUGGUUCCGAAGGAGCUGGUGGAGCAGUAUAAGGACCUGAAACAGCGUGCCGAGCUCGAAAAAAAGUUCCUGAAAGCUGGUCUGGACAAGGACCUCUUCGUCAAGCGCUCCGUGAAGAGAAUUAAGCGCAGGGAGUCUGAGUCGGAGCUUUGGGUUAGUGGCCAGUUCGUGAGCGACAGCGACAUGGUCGAACUUGGCCUGUCGGAGAAGCGGCGGAAAGCCGUUCAUGCCGAGUGUGCCAAGAUGCGGGGAUGGAUCAGGCGCGACCGGUACGAGCCUGACGUGAAGCUCUACUGGUUGGAGAAAUCCGUGGAAGGAAAGGUGCUGAAGCGCAAGCGGGAGAUCUACGAGGAAUGUGACAGUGAUGCUGACUACGAGGCCAGCGAUGAGGAGAACGACAUGGAUGUCUUCAGCAUGUCGUGGGGUGGCCUUGGCGAAGGAGGCAAUGAUGCAAACGUGGCUGGAGCUGACCGCGAGGCUGAUGUUAGAAAGAGGAUGAAGGCCAUAAGCUUUCCGGAAAUGGAUGCGGAUGGCCUCCCUUCGACCUACAUCGUCAAGGUGGUUGCCUGCCUUGCAAAGUGGACCACGAGAACGGACGGUGUCGUUGACUCCUUGGACCAGUACAAGAAGUCCGAGAAAACGGAGAGGAAACUCGGUCUGUCUUUAGCUGGUAGGCAGCAAGAUGAGCUGAAGAAGAUCUUCGACACGGGGAAGAAGCAGCUGCCUGUCGUUGCUGACCUGGAGAAAACAAACUUUGCGCAGGGAGCGAUUGUGUUUGACCUGGCCAGCUCCAAAUUGGCUUCGAGCAUACUGUCGCAUUCUGAACUUUGCAUCAGGAGCAUCUCUUCCAAACACCCGGCUUUGUACAAAAUUGGUGUGACCAGAAACCCUGUGUGUCGAUGGCUGCACACUGGGUACGGGUACAAGCUGGAUAGGCACGUCCACUGGGAGAGGAUGACCGUUCUGCAUGUGCACUGUAACGCUGAUGUUAUUUGUCUCCUGGAAGCAGCGCUGAUACGGAUUUUCUUUAAUGCUCCAGGCUGUCGCAAUAUCCGCUUGGGUGGAGAGGGCAUUGACGAGCAGAGUUCGGGGCCAUUUUUCUGCUAUGUUGUCCAGCGUGUUCUUGUCCAACCGUGCGUCGAGGCAUUGAGCUUCACCACUGGGGUCGCUCCGAUGCUCCAGUAUUUGAAGACGCAGAAGAAGAAGGAUGAGGAUUCCGCCUCGAAGCGGGCACCAGCAACCUCUGUGACAGCUCACCAGAGGGCCAUGGUCCUGCAAAAGGGUGUGGAAGCCACCCGAGAAGAGCUUGGUGGUGUUUUAGGAACGUCUGAGCAGAAUUCUGCUAGACACGUGGAGAAGAUCGUUGUCAAGUUUGGCCUUCGACCUCGUAUCCCAAUUUCAUAUCACACCUUGAUUGUUGAUAGUGAGAACUACACUGUGCCCUACCUGGCCCCGAAAGACAUGCUUUCCUAUCUGUUGAGCUACAAUGCUGAUCUGGUUUUGGGAGGGUAUGCUGCGUCCGAUCCAGCUGCGAACCGUGGCCUAGCGCUUUUUUGGGGCCGAUAUCGUGACAUGCAUCCCUCGCACGCUGUGUUUGGGGCACCUGCUGAACGCCUGCGCUGGACAAUACCGAUCAGCCUGCAUGGAGAUGGAGGUAGGACACAAAAAAAGCGACUCGGUGGCACUUUCGGAAAGUUGCAGCCUUUGGAGGUCAUCAGCUUGGAGCCUACCCUGGGCAUCGGACGUGUAGAACCCAAACCCUGCACCUGUGCAGAACCGGUGCUUCAGAUCGGUCAACAAUGCAACGGGAAGUUCCACUCUUACUUGACCCGCUUCCUUGUUGUUGCCUAUCCUAAAAAGCAGUGGCCCGAGGAGCUUCUAUCGGACAUUUUCAAACUUUUGUCAAACCAGCUACGAGAACUAUUUGAGAAUGGGCUUCUGGUGAAUGGCCGGCGGUUUUACUUUGGAAUUCUGGGAAUGAAAGCUGACUUCGAGUUCCAGUGUGCCUGCUUGCGCGACGCUGGGUUGAACAGAAGUUACGAGCACGUCGGACGGGCAAAAGACAUAGCUGUCUGCAUUGAAUGUGAGGCUGGGUUUCCAGAAAUCCCUUUUGAGGACGCCAAUAGAAAUGCUGCGUGGACUAAGACCAUUGGGAAGUCCGCUCCAUGGGAACGGCUUCCGAGUUUUGCACAAAUGCCCUUCGACAAUUGGCACUCCUUUCCAUCGCGGGCCCCUCAAUUCUUUCGCAGGGACCCAUUUCACGUCUUCAGGCUGGGAUUCUUGGCUUUUCCAGCAUAA
Messenger RNA from Symbiodinium sp. CCMP2592, 2793 nucleotides. Lineage: Eukaryota; Dinophyceae; Suessiales; Symbiodiniaceae. The record is from the annotation of a GenBank genome assembly.